Molecule: messenger RNA, 1146 nt
Organism: Prorocentrum cordatum
Lineage: Eukaryota; Dinophyceae; Prorocentrales; Prorocentraceae
Source: the annotation of a GenBank genome assembly
GUGCAUCGCUUCUCUGGAGAGCGUGCCGGUGCGAUGUCGGCGCACGACUGGGAGUCUCCAGACACCUGCCCAGAGAUUAUCGAGCUCCGCGGCGGAGAGCGGAGAGAUGCUCCAUGGCACAAGUUCUACGAGACGAAGACUAAGGGAAAGUACUGGCAGUGCGAGCUGCGUGGAAACCAGGUGACGGCAGGUCACCUUGCCAGCUCAGGUCAUCAAGCUCGCAUUGGAAACGGAGUUCCACCAGACCGUUCCUACAUGGUGUAUUGGGAGAAGUGGGUAAAGAUCAAGAUCGUCAAGGUCAUUACCCGCGAGUUCUACGGGGGCCCACCGUCGCAAGAAGACGAUGAUGGUCCUGCCGCCGCUGGCGCUGCCAGACCGCAGCUGGCGCUCCCAGCGCCGCAGUCACAGGCGACGCGGACGCCAGCAGAUGCGGCGGCGGCGGCGGCGCCAGCAGCUGCGGCGGCGUCCGACAGGCAGACGGCAGCUCUGAUCGAGAAGCAGAACCAGCUCGUUGUCUCUUUGGGCGAGCUGGUCGAGAAGCGCGACAGGCAGAUGGAAGCUCUGAUCGAGAAGCAGAACGACAUGGUUGCGAGGGUGGCCGAGCUGGUCGAGAAGCACAGGGACGCAUUCACCAGCCUGGUGAACACUCAUACCCAGGUGGCCACGACUCAGGCCGAGCUGAUCGGGAAGGUGGACGCUCUGAUCGACAAGCUGGACGCUCACACCCCAACGAGGAUGAACAGACUGAUCGAGACGGAGACCGAGCUGUCGGUGAAGCUGGACGCUCUGAUCGGCAAGCUGAACGGGUCGGGCGCGGAUGAUUUCGGCAGCGUCGGCCUGCCGGUCGGCGUCGAUGGCGGCACGCAUGGCUGCGACAGCAGCGGCGGCCUGGACCACGGCGCUCCGUUGGGCGCCGACAGCGGCGCGCAAGGCGGCGGCGGGGGCGGGGCUUGGGAGCAGUGGCAAGCCGACGGCGGCACGCAAGGUGGCGGCUGGGGCGAGGCUUGGCAGAGGGGCGGCAACGGCGGCGACGACGGCACGGAAGACGGGUCGCAAGGCAACGGCAGGGGCGGCCCCUGGGCCGCGGCCGGGGUAGAGGCCGGCGACAGUGGCGUGGUAACCAUGCAUGCCGCCGCAUACGCAUGA